Messenger RNA from Sciurus carolinensis (gray squirrel), 1293 nucleotides. Its product is annotated as olfactory receptor 5K3-like. Bases 1 to 1293 code for a protein of 430 amino acids. Gene Ontology annotation, molecular function: odorant binding; olfactory receptor activity; G protein-coupled receptor activity. Gene Ontology annotation, cellular component: membrane. Lineage: Eukaryota; Metazoa; Chordata; Mammalia; Rodentia; Sciuridae. Gene Ontology annotation, biological process: G protein-coupled receptor signaling pathway; sensory perception of smell. The record is from RefSeq and is a predicted model, not a curated record. The transcript has 3 exons.
AUGCCGGUCUUAGACCAUAGGGUCGUGCCUUUUGGAGUUUCAGAUACAACCACAGCAAAUUCCCUUGCCGGUCUUAGACCAGGCAAGCCGGUCGUGCCUUUUGGAGUUUCAGGCCAAGGCGAUCAGAGGAAACAAGAAUUGACUCUUACCAAGAAGUUGGGUCCAACGUGUAGCUCUUUAUUGGCGGUUCUCUCAUACAGCAAAACAGUCUCGGAGGAUGGCAAGGCAAUGACCAAUGGUGGCUGGUACCGACGGGGCAGUCAUGCUCCGGGAGGCAAGCAAGGAGGACUGCCACCGGUCCAGUUACAACACAAGUUAGAGCUGAUGGAGGACAACCACUCAUUAACAACUGAAUUUAUCCUCAUGGGAUUUACAGAUGACCAAAACCUGAAGAUCCUUCUGUUUGUGAUGUUCUCUGCCAUCUAUCUGGUCACCAUGGUGGGGAAUCUAGGGUUGGUGGCCUUGAUUUACAUGGAGCGCCCUCUUCAUACACCGAUGUACGUGUUCCUGGGCAACCUGGCUCUCAUGGACUCCUGCUGUUCCUGUGCCAUCACUCCCAAGAUGUUAGAAAACUUCUUUUCUGAAGAUAGAAGGAUUUCCCUCUAUGAGUGCAUGGCACAGUUCUAUUUUCUCUGCCUUGCUGAGACUACAGACUGCUUUCUUCUGGCAUCAAUGGCUUAUGACCGGUAUGUGGCCAUAUGCAGACCACUGCAGUACCAUACUAUGAUGUCAAUGGAACUCUGCAUUCAGAUGACCACAGGAGCCUACAUAGGUGGAGUCCUGCAUCCCAUAGUUGAAAUAGGACUUUUGUUGAGGUUAACUUUCUGUGGGUCUCAUCAAAUCAAUCAUUUCUUUUGUGAUGUCCUUCCAUUAUACAGACUCUCCUGUGUUGAUCCUUAUAUCAAUGAAUUGAUUUUACUCAUCUUGGCAGGGUCAAUUCAAGUCUUUACUAUUACUAUUGUCUUAAUCUCUUAUUUCUAUAUUCUUUUCACUAUAUUCACAAUGAAAUCCAAAAAGGGAAGGGGCAAAGCUCUAUCUACUUGUGCAUCUCAUUUCCUCUCUGUGUCAAUAUUCUACGGUUCUCUGCUCUUCAUGUAUGCUCAACCAAGUUCAGUUAAUGAAGGCGAUAAAGAUAUACCUGUGGCUAUUUUUUAUACUCUUGUCAUUCCUUUAUUAAACCCUUUUAUUUAUAGUCUAAGAAAUAAGGAAGUAACAAAUGUUAUAAAAAGAAUUAUCAAGAAGAGACAAUUUUGUAACAUUCCAAAACAAGUAUCAUCUCCCUUGGAAAAUUGA